Gavia stellata (red-throated loon) is the source of this 1814-nucleotide messenger RNA. RefSeq names its product CDC like kinase 3 (gene CLK3). The transcript has 11 exons. The record is from RefSeq and is a predicted model, not a curated record. Gene Ontology annotation, molecular function: ATP binding; protein kinase activity. The coding region runs from base 32 to 1621 and encodes 529 amino acids. Gene Ontology annotation, biological process: protein phosphorylation. NCBI's taxonomy places the organism in Eukaryota, Metazoa, Chordata, Aves, Gaviiformes, Gaviidae.
GAUCUCUCCAGGAGAUCGCGAUCGAGAAGCCAUGACAGGAUGCCUUAUCACAGGAGAUACAGACGGGACAGUGACGCCUACAGAUUUGAAGACCGAAGCCCGUCUUUUGGAGAGGACUAUUACUCGACCCGCUCGCGAAACUGGCGGCGAUCCAGAGGCCGAGAGCAGCACCGUCCGAAGAAGCAUCAGCAUCACUGCCGGAAACGCAGGACCAGGUCUUGUAGCAGUGCCUCCUCGAGAAGCCAACAGAGCAGUAAGCGCAGCAGGAGCGUGGAAGAUGACAAGGAAGGCCACCUGGUGUGCAGGAUCGGCGAUUGGCUUCAAGAGCGAUGUACAGCCACCUUUCGUAAAACUUUACCUCUCUACUUUCUAUCCCCGUGUUAGACGAGAUCUCUCGUAUUGUACUGGAGGGGUCUCUAGUGUUUUAUUGCUUAUAAAUGGACUGAGCAGUAAAUUGCCUGAGGCAGACAAUAGACACUUGAGUUUUAAAGAGUGUAGCAGCGAGAGACGUUUUUUUGCUUUGACAUUUUAUUGCUGUGAAAUUGCAGGACCUCAGCUCUCGCCAAGCCUCGGAAGUUCACAUCCACUCCUGUUUUCUCUCCUAGAUGAAAUUGUCGGCAGCCUUGGCGAAGGCACUUUUGGCAAAGUGGUGGAGUGCGUGGACCACGCCAGAGGCAAAUCUCAGGUGGCACUGAAAAUCAUAAAAAACGUUGGAAAGUACCGAGAAGCAGCCAGGCUGGAAAUUAAUGUCCUGAAAAAAAUCAAAGAGAAGGACAAGGAGAACAAAUUCUUGUGUGUCCUCAUGUCAGACUGGUUCAACUUCCACGGUCACAUGUGCAUUGCCUUUGAGCUUCUGGGCAAGAACACUUUCGAGUUCCUGAAGGAGAAUAACUUCCAGCCAUACCCUCUCCCUCAGAUCCGGCACAUGGCCUACCAGCUCUGCCAUGCCUUGAGAUUUUUACACGACAACCAGCUGACUCACACUGACCUGAAGCCAGAAAACAUCUUGUUUGUCAACUCAGAUUUUGACACUCUGUACAACGAGAAAAAGAGCUGCGAGGAGAAAUCCAUUCGGAACACCAGCAUCCGUGUGGCAGACUUUGGAAGCGCCACCUUUGAUCACGAGCACCACACCACUAUCGUGGCUACCCGGCACUACCGUCCACCAGAAGUGAUUCUGGAGCUGGGCUGGGCACAGCCAUGCGAUGUCUGGAGUACCGGCUGCAUUCUGUUUGAGUAUUACCGCGGCUUCACGCUCUUCCAGACCCAUGAGAAUCGUGAGCAUCUUGUCAUGAUGGAAAAAAUCCUCGGGCCAAUUCCAUCUCACAUGAUCCACAAAACUCGGAAGCAAAAAUACUUCCACAACGGGAACCUGGUAUGGGAUGAGAACACGUCCGAUGGGAGAUACGUCCAAGAGAACUGCAAGCCCCUGCGGACAUACAUGCUGCACGACUCGCUGGAGCACGCGCAGCUCUUUGACUUGAUGAGGAGGAUGUUAGAAUUCGACCCUUCCCGGCGGAUCACGUUCUCGGAAGCCCUCCUGCAUCCCUUCUUUGCUGGCCUCUCCGCAGAGGAAAGGAUGUUGUGCGGCCGAGGCGCCAGCCGGGACCUGAGCAGAUGACAGCUAGAUCUGUACAUACGGGAUCGGUCUAGCCUCUGCAGUUCGGCCCCGCUUGCUCUCUUCUCUCCAAGUUCGGAGGGGCUGGGGCACUGCGAUAAGGACCCUGGUGAGGGGAGGGGAAGAAAAGCUACAUUGGAAAGCACAGAUUUGUCUAUUUAUAUGUUGUAAAGUUAAAAUAAAGUGUUUCUUAUUG